Molecule: messenger RNA, 486 nt
Organism: Botrytis deweyae
Lineage: Eukaryota; Fungi; Ascomycota; Leotiomycetes; Helotiales; Sclerotiniaceae
Exons: 1
Coding region: 1-486 (161 amino acids)
Source: RefSeq, a predicted model, not a curated record
AUGCAGUACCCCUCCCAAAACGAGCGUCUCGCAUCGCGAAGACGAAGUUUCGACAGCAGCAUCAGCAGACCAACCAUCGUUCCUCCCCCGAGAAUUCGCUCGAAUUCCCUCUCUUCCCCCUCUCCCUCUCCCUUCCCCUUCCCCACCCAAGCCAGACGUUCCCGCCUCAGCGCCCAUCAGCGCAACAUCAACUCGAACGAAUAUCAAAGACAACGACUCCUCGACUUCCGCACUCAGACAGGCCUCACCGAGUCCCAAUCGCAGAGACGACGAAACGAGGAGCUCCAGGCCGUCCGUGCUCGGAGACGACGAAACGAGGCACUCGACGCUCAAACUCAGAACGACCAGGCGGUUCAGAUCCAGGUGAUGCAGGCGGAGGCGGAGAGGCUGCUCGUGGAGAUCGAGGAGAAGAAGAAGAAGUUGCAGGAGUUGAAGGAUCGGGUGGAGGCGGAGAAGAACGAGAAGAAGAGGAAGACUUCGGAGUAG